Molecule: messenger RNA, 1334 nt
Organism: Lucilia sericata (common green bottle fly)
Lineage: Eukaryota; Metazoa; Arthropoda; Insecta; Diptera; Calliphoridae
Product: odorant receptor 63a-like
Exons: 10
Coding region: 1-1248 (415 amino acids)
Biological process (GO): sensory perception of smell; detection of chemical stimulus involved in sensory perception of smell
Cellular component (GO): plasma membrane
Molecular function (GO): odorant binding; olfactory receptor activity
Source: RefSeq, a predicted model, not a curated record
AUGUUAGCUGAUAAUGAAGUGAAGAAUUUAAAGAAACGCAAUUAUCAUAAAAUAAGAGAAUUAAUAAGAAUAUCUCUAGGAUUGGGUGUUAAUUUAACAAGAUCUUCGUUGUUUAAGGAUUCCCUAAGGAUAAUAAAUUUGAUUUUAGUAAUUAGCAGUGGUCUCUCCAUGUAUGGACAUUGGAGCUAUACAACUCGUUACUUUAAGGAUCUCUCAAAAAUAGCUGAAAGUGUCUGCACAGCUCUUCAAACUAUUGUCUCAAUGAUAAAGAUGGUCUAUUUUCUCUUCAUACAACGGAAAUUAUAUAUUCUCCUUACCCAGGCUCAAACUCAUGAAAUUAUACGAAAUAUUGAUAUAUUUCACAAAGAUUUUCCCAUCUCGAAUAAACUCAAAAAAAUUAUACACGAUAUUAUGGAAAUCAAUUGGAAGGAUAUUCGUGGUCAAUUGAUAUUCUAUAUCUGUUGUUGUGCUGGUAUAAUUAGCAAUUAUUUUUUUGUGGCCUUAUUUAAGAAUAUUUAUCAUGAAAUAAAGAAAACUCCCGACUAUGAACAUAUAUUACCAUUUCCCGCUGUGUAUCCAAUAUGGGAGGAUAAGGGAAUGUCAUUUCCAUAUUAUCAAAUACAAAUGUUUAUGGGUGGAUGUGCGGAUUAUAUUGCCGGAAUGUGUGCCGUCAGUUUCGAUGGGGUUUUCAUAGUGUUGUGUGUACAUGGCGUUGGUCUAAUACAAGUACUAAAUGCCAUGAUUGAAAAUUCAACUUCACCUGAAGUGCCCAAAGAGAGACGUGUGGAAUAUUUACGCUAUUGCAUUUUUCAGUACCAACGUAUCUAUGACUAUGUGCUGACUAUAGACAAUAUUUACAGACAAAUCAGUUUGUCACAAUUUCUAUUGAGUUUACUUAUAUGGGGCAUAGUUCUUUUUCAAAUGAGUAUUGGUUUUGAAUCAAACAAAAUGACUAUGGUACGCAUGGUAUUAUAUCUUUCAGCAGCUGGUUAUGAAAUCGUUAUUUUCUGCUAUAAUAGUCAACGUUUAACAUCUGAGUGUGAAAAAAUACCACUAGCUCUAUAUAGCUGCGAGUGGUACAAUGAAUCCGAGGAAUUUAAGCAACUCAUACGCAUGAUGAUUUUACGUACUAAUCGUAUUUUUAAUCUAAACAUAUCCUGGUUUACUACGAUGUCGUUACCAACUCUAAUGGCAAUGGUAAAAACAAGUGGAUCAUAUUUUCUAUUACUGAGAAAUUUAGCGGAGUAAAUCCUGAAUGAAAAGUAUAUGUGGAAUACAAUUAUAUAAGAUACAUAUUUACAUAAUAUUACAUUCGGCAUAGCCAAAUAUAGCAC